Messenger RNA from Rhodofomes roseus, 2704 nucleotides. RefSeq lists its product as uncharacterized. The transcript has 4 exons. The record is from RefSeq and is a predicted model, not a curated record. Gene Ontology annotation, biological process: protein polyubiquitination. Gene Ontology annotation, molecular function: metal ion binding; ubiquitin protein ligase activity. The coding region runs from base 205 to 2442 and encodes 745 amino acids. NCBI's taxonomy places the organism in Eukaryota, Fungi, Basidiomycota, Agaricomycetes, Polyporales, Fomitopsidaceae.
CAUUGACAAUAUCAUAUCCAAUAUCAUUUCGCAUUUGUUUCGCGUCCCGAAAGGAUCGGGUCCCGCCCUAAAAUUGCACCACGUGGGGGAGGAGGCCGCGUUUGGACGACCACCGCCGCCUGCCGUUCGUCCCCAGGACCGUCCAGCCCGCCUUGUCCCAUCCCGCUCCUCCUGCAUCGCCCUCCAUCGCACCGCACGCCCCUCAUGCCGGCAGCAGACAACAGAUCCGACGUCGACGGCACCCCAGAGCCCGUUAGAGAGGUCGAGCGCGAGAAGGACCGGGAAAGAGACAAGGGCGGAAAGGCGAAGAGCGCGGCGAAGACCAAGGACCUCUCCCAUGUCCCGUGCAAAUUUUUCAAAGUCGGCUCGUGCACUGCAGGCUCUUCGUGCCCCUUCUCCCAUGCUGUCCUCGAACCUGGGCAGCACAAGGAGGUCUGCUCGUGGUUCGUCAAGGGUAACUGCAAGUUCGGACACAAGUGUGCCCUCGCCCAUAUCCUGCCCGGGCAGAGCAUGUCCAUGGACAGGAAGAACAAGAAGGCUGCCCAGCUUGCCGCACAAGCAGGCGGCAGCUCGAGCGGCGGCCGCGAGGGUGGCAGACGUGGUCAGAAGAGCGGUGCGCGGGGCGGCGCUCCCGGCGCUGCCCAGAAUCAUGCUGGUCUGCUCUCAGGCUCGACCGCGCCGACUCGAGCUCUGGCAGGCAGCUCGCGGUCAGGCAUUCCCAUGCCUUUGAAGGCCACCUUGUCGCCCUCGACUCCUGCACCGCCUGUCAAGGACACCGAUUUCGCCUCCUUCGGUCUGCCCGACGAAAGCAACAAGCUGCCGAGCGCACCUGCUCAGGGCAAACCGCCCGCAGCGCCGGCGCCUGAUGCCUCGACUACGGUAUCUCCUCCCCCCUCGACUGAAGCCGAGUCCGCCCCGGUCGAACCUUUGGACAACGCGGAUACUAACGUGUUUGGUACCCUUCCGACGAGUACUCCCUCCGCCCCCCGACGAAUGGGAGACGCGCAUGGUUCACCGCCUGUCGACUUUGGGCCGAUCGGCUCGCCUCCCCGCUCCUCCGAGUCUGUUGGCCGUCCUGCUCGCCUCAACGGUUUCUCGCCGGGUACGUCUCCUCAUGCCGCCGGUCUAUCUACUUCUCCCUUCUCGGCGCCAGGGUCUCGCACCGUGUUUGCGAUCCAGGGAGAAGAGGAUGCGUCUAAUGCGUUCGCGAAUCGCUCUGGGCUCUCAGCAUCCUUGGGGACAAUGAUGACCUGGUCGAAUGACCGUCCAUCUCGGAGACUGGACGGAGGUGUAGUUGGCGAGGUUGUGGUCGAGGACGAGGAUCUGGAAGAAUUCCUUCCCAGUUCCUUGACGGAUCUACUAACGCCUGAAGAGAGAUCGAGGAGGCUGUCUCGCACGAAUGGCGCCCGUCCGAAUAUGAUGGGUUCAGAUCGUGAUGGAGCUGGGGGACAACGGCCGUCAUUGGAAGGCCAACAUCACAGAUAUUCUCGAUCCGUCCCGGCGCCGUCUUUGCUACAGGAUAUCAAAUCAAUAUGGGCGGACAACGGAGGUGCUGGUGCGGGCGCGUCUGAUCUAGCAGGCGCUGCCGGAAUGAGCGUGGCCAGCGGUGGCCUCGGUAACGGUACGCCCAGCUCAUUCACGUCCAAUUCUGGCCUUGCGGGCAGAUCAAGCGAGGACAUGCUGUCACCAUCCAACGCUUCCGCGGCAUUCCUUCCUGGUAUUCAUCACCAUUACCUCAAUUCGAAGGUGCAGCAACGUACCAAUCUACUCGGUGGCGGACUGUCAGCACUGCACGCGACCAGUAACAACGGGCCGCCCCAUGCCAAUUUCUCUGGCACGCACGUACCCAACUUCGCUUCGGGAGCGUUGUCACCACCCCGUACCAGCGCACUAGGUAAUCGUCCCCCUAUGGGCAGUCCGUCGUCGGAUGUUUUCUAUGGACAGCAGCGCCACCCUGCGCAGCCAGGCAACGAUGGACCAUUGCAAGCGCACGCACCCGGCCAAAGUCUGCCUCAAGGCUUGGCAGCAGGAUAUUCGAGGAUUCAUGCCCUGCCGCCGCCGGUCAUCGCGUCGCCGUCUACGCCGGGAGCGUUCAGUCAGGUGGGCGGGUACUCACCAGGGACGAAGGCGUUUGGACACGCGCAAAGCUCGUCGGGCGAGUGGCAUAGUACAUCGCCUGGCGCCGCGAGUGCGUUGGAGUCCCUCGUGCACUUCAGCGCACAGGCCUCUACGGCAAGCAAUGCGGCUUCCUUAGGAGGCCUAGAGACCGUCUUUUCGCGUCUAUCCUAUUCUGCUGCCGCAACACGUGGUCCACAAGGCAACGUUGGCAAUGGUGCACGUAACCCGAGCGGGCGGCUCUACAAUCCGCAAGGGUCACUCAGCCCUCUCAGCGGUCCAGUGCUCACUGGCGACGACGAUGACCUGUUUAGCAUGGAUGGUUAAGUUGUACUUGGCUGUUGUUUGUACAAAAGUAGUAUCUCCGUGUUGCAGUAGGUCCAGAGAUCAUGUAUAAUUUAAGUCGCACAACGUGCUAGAUGUUUACUCAGCGCAUCUACAGGGAUUUGAUCACUUGUUCUGUACUGCUAUGUAAUGCUUUUGUGUUCAUAUUGCAUCUCAUCGUACUGCAAUCAACAUGGCUGAACCCCUACUAAUCAUAAACACUUGUGCAUCCUAUCCUAUCUGAUUGCUCUCCAGCAUCCAGAAA